AUGGCAGGCCUGGGGCAGCAGGCCCUGAGGUCUGUGCUGCAGGCAGGCUCCCUUCGGGACGUCCCCAGGCACUUCCAGUCCGGCCCCUACGCGGCCACUGGGAACGAGCCUCCGGGCGCCCAGGGAACCCCCGCUGCCGCGCCUCACCUGCACCCCGCACCGCCCCGCGGCCCGCGGCUGACCCGCUUUCCGGCCUGCGGGCCCCUGGAGCCCUACCUCCCAGAGCCGGCCAAGCCGCCCGCCAAGUACCUGCAGGACCUCGGUCCCGCCCCGGCGCUCAACGGCGGCCACUUCUACGAGGGCCCCGAGGAAGCUGAGGAGAAGGCCUCCAAAGCUGCCAGCUUCCCCCAGCUGCCCUUGGACUGCCAAGGGGGCCCCAGAGACGGGCCCUCUAACUUACAAGGCUCCCCAGGACCUUGCCUGGCCAGGCUGCGUGUCCCCCUGUCCCCGGGACUCCCCGAUUCCAUGGAGUUGGUCAAGAACAAGAGCAAGAAGCGCCGUAACCGCACGACCUUCAGCACAUUCCAGCUGGAGGAGCUGGAGAAAGUCUUUCAGAAAACCCACUACCCUGACGUGUAUGCCCGGGAGCAGCUGGCUCUGCGCACGGACCUAACCGAGGCCCGGGUACAGGUCUGGUUCCAGAACCGCAGGGCCAAGUGGCGGAAGCGGGAGCGUUAUGGGAAGAUCCAGGAGGGGCGGAACCCCUUCACGUCUGCCUAUGACAUCUCUGUGCUGCCCCGAACAGACAGCCACCCCCAGCUGCAGAACUCCCUGUGGCCCAGUCCAGGGUCCGGGAGCCCCGCCAGCCCCUGCCUUGUGUCUCCAGAGGGCAUCCCCUCCCCGUGCAUGUCUCCAUACUCCCAUCCGCAUGGGAAUGUGGCUGGCUUCAUGGGGGUUCCAGCCUCCCCCGGAGCCCACCCCGGCAUCUACUCCAUCCACAGCUUUUCCCCUGCCCUGGGGGGCCACAGCUUCGAACCCUCCCCGGACGGCAACUAUAAGUCUCCAACCCCGGAAGGCAGGAGAAAAGCAGCCGUGGCCCUCCCACCCUCCCAGCAGAUACCAUCACGUUACGCAGAGGAGCUCAGCCUCGGCUAG
Molecule: messenger RNA, 1095 nt
Organism: Pteropus alecto (black flying fox)
Lineage: Eukaryota; Metazoa; Chordata; Mammalia; Chiroptera; Pteropodidae
Gene: ALX3
Product: ALX homeobox 3
Exons: 6
Coding region: 1-1095 (364 amino acids)
Biological process (GO): regulation of transcription by RNA polymerase II
Molecular function (GO): RNA polymerase II transcription regulatory region sequence-specific DNA binding; DNA-binding transcription factor activity, RNA polymerase II-specific
Source: RefSeq, a predicted model, not a curated record